AUGCACCUCCUCCUCAUUGAACGCGUUCAUGAUCGCAAUGAUGCCUAUCUCAUCAGAUUGCCCAGCGUGCGCGAGCUCUGCAGUACCAAACUCUUCCUGUAUGAGUCUAGAAAGCUCAUUCAAAGAUACAGAAACCUGGCCAAUGAUCCCAAUCUUCCUCUCUGGGUCUCCUUUGUAUCCCUGCACGCAGAGGCAGUCUGCAAUGUUCAUGCCCAGCCGCCCCGCCAGCGCCGUAUUCCAUCCCACAAUCUGGAUUCUAGUAGCCUCAUGAACGUCGUCAACGCGCUGACUAAGUGGACAACUUCCCGCGGCUUCUCUAUCUUUCGGUCAACAUCCGUUAUAGCGUCGAGUCACACCUCAUCUAGAGUUCCUCUACUCAAUCUCCACACACUCCGUCGUUAUACAGUCGCAAUCAUGGGUGCUACCACGGCACCUGCCAUAGUUGGCGCUCUGCAAUGCCAAAAGAAUUCUUAUCUUCAAACCCUCGAAACUGAAGUUGUUUCCUGCGAAGAAUUUGUGCCGCCAAAACCAGUACAACAGGCGGGAAAAUCAAAGUCGAAAAAGUCGACCGACCCAACAAAAGGCAUCGAGAAUGGAGAUGCGACCGGCAGCAAAACAUAUCUUAUCGAGCUUGCCGAUUCUGUUCUGUUCCCCGAGGGUGGCGGCCAACAUACAGACCACGGCGUUCUGACCACAUUGAAACAUGAUGAAAGCAAGGAAGAAAUACCAAUACGAAGUAUCCAACGUCAUGGCCUGCGUUGUAUACAUUUCUCGCCUACACCGCUUCCACCUGGAAUGCCGGUUCGCCAAACUGUCGAUUUUGCUAGGCGCUGGGAUCUCAUGCAGCAACAUACUGGACAGCACCUUCUAUCCGCUAUCAUGGACGGCAUGGACCUACCAACACUUGGGUGGAGCAUGGGUCAACCCGGAGAAAUGAACUACGUUGAGCUACCACGAAAACCGACAGACGAUGAGAUUCAGAAGAUACAAAAGGACUGUAAUGCGAAGAUUGGAGAAAGCAUGCCAAUUACGGUUGAAACACCAGAGGGAAAAGGGAGUGAUAGCUUACCUGAUGACUAUGACAAAGAAAAAGGCGUUGUGCGAUUCAUCAAGAUCGGGGACAUGGACUAUAAUGCUUGCUGUGGGACCCAUCUCCAGAAUUCAGCGCACAUUAGCGUGAUCCUUCUCCAUCACACUCAAUCCGUGCGAGGAACAAACUGCCGACUCUUUUUCACGGCUGGCGAUCGCGCUAUCAGGAUGGCUACGGAGGCCAUCAACGGUCUUCGUACGAUAGCUGUCUCGUUAUCUUCCAGCUCUGCGCCCACGGAUGUAGCAGCUGGCGUGCAAAGAAUGAGUGACCAAGUUUCGGAAUCGAGAAAGAAAGAAAAGAAACUGCUUGCAGAAAUUGCAAGCUUCGAAGGCGAACGUAUAAAGACGCAGUUGCAGAGCCAAGAGGUGGCAUUCUCCCACCGCACAACCGACGGAUUGGACUUCAUCAACAUGGUAUUCUUCGAAGUCAAAGAUACAGUCAAGGAGCGGGACGGUGUCGUGGUAUUGUGCUCCGGUGAAGUCAAGACAUCUGGAUCCGUUCUCGUAUUUGGGAUGCCAGAGUUAGUUGAGAAGAUGACUGCCAAGGUCAAGGAAGUUGUGAGUACAGCAAAGGGCGGCGGUAAGGGAGAGAAGUGGCAAGGCAAGGUUACUGAGUGGCAGAAAGGCGAGAUAGAGGCGUUGAGGGAUGUUGUAAACACACGCUAGGUGUUAUAGUAGAAUAUAUGAUGGAUAGAUAUAUACACAAAUAAAUAUAGACAA
This is a messenger RNA of Pyrenophora tritici-repentis Pt-1C-BFP, 1809 nucleotides long. Its product is annotated as metal-dependent hydrolase related to alanyl-tRNA synthetase HxxxH domain protein. Gene Ontology annotation, biological process: regulation of translational fidelity; tRNA aminoacylation. Gene Ontology annotation, molecular function: Ser-tRNA(Ala) deacylase activity; aminoacyl-tRNA ligase activity; ATP binding. Lineage: Eukaryota; Fungi; Ascomycota; Dothideomycetes; Pleosporales; Pleosporaceae. The record is from RefSeq and is a predicted model, not a curated record.